This is a messenger RNA of Papaver somniferum (opium poppy), 666 nucleotides long. Its product is annotated as monothiol glutaredoxin-S3-like. The transcript has a single exon. NCBI's taxonomy places the organism in Eukaryota, Viridiplantae, Streptophyta, Magnoliopsida, Ranunculales, Papaveraceae. The record is from RefSeq and is a predicted model, not a curated record. Bases 146 to 457 code for a protein of 103 amino acids.
CUUCAUCUCUUCUUCAAAACUACAUUAAGCUUUGAACUCAAACAUUUUCAAGCUUCUUCUCUUCUUUUACUUGCAAACUACACGCUCCGCUUAUCCUCCAAGGUAGUAAAUAGACUUCUAUAUAUCUCACAUUUCCAAUUUCAUAAUGGAGAGAGUAACAAGAUUGGUAUCACAAAGAGCUGUAGUGAUCUUUAGCAAGAGUACAUGCUGUAUGAGUCAUACUAUUAAGACCCUUUUCUAUGAUCUCGGUGUAAACCCAACAGUUCAUGAACUCGAUGAAGAACCCAGAGCAGGAAAAGAAAUCGAGAAAGCACUUAUAAGGUUGGGAUGUAGUCCUUCGGUACCUGCAGUAUUUAUCGGUGGUGAGCUAAUUGGUGGAGCCAAUGAAGUUAUGACUCUUCAUCUCAGUAGCUCUCUCGUUCCAUUACUAAAGCAAGCAGGAGCUAUUUGGCUUUGAUUACUACUAUACUAUAUAAUACUGAAUUUUGACCCUUAAUAUAUAGUUACUGGUUAGUUAAUUUCAAGCUAUAAUAGCUUUGACAAUUGAUGAUCAUACUCCUUUUUGUGUGAGUUCUUAAUUAGUACUGUAAUACUCCUUUUAGUGGAGUGAUAAUAGUUAGGAAUCAGAUGCAGUAGUAAUAGCAAGAGGUACCUUUUAGUGGCCAA